UCAUACGCACUUUCUAUACCGCUCGUCCUGAGUUGCAACUAGCUAAAAACUAAUAAUAGCGGCAGCAACCUUAAAAGUAAUUGUAUUGUUUUGUAGUAAUUCGGCUAUAAAUGUAAGUAUACAUUAAGUAGAUAGUAGUUGUUUACUUAGAAGAUUUUUUUUUAAAUUUGGUCAGUUUCAUCGAUUGUUAUCGUUCAACUUCAGCCAACACGAUGGACGCUAAAUCGGUUAAGGUGAUUAACCCUCUGCCAGGACAGUCGGUCCAAACUAGGCAGUGGAUGAAAGGUAUGAUCCAGUCCCUGCAGCUGCAGGUCCAGUUUUUCCACAGCAAAGCAGUUGAACUGUACUAUCAUAUUAUCAAAAGUCACGUGACAGGAGAAAGUGGACUUGUGGCAGCCUCAGUGAGGAGUUUCAUCUACGCCUGUCAGCCUUUCUUUAAUUUCCUGGAAUCCACAGCCCGGAAUAAGCUGUUACCUUAUGACAUCAUGCAUGUGCAGCUGUUGCAGAUCUCUCAGCAGCUGUGUGACGCUUUGGAACAUCUGGUGUUGAGCUUGGCCAGCCACAGUCUUCUCAGUUUGGAAGAAAUUGAGCCCGAUAAUCUUUCUCACUUCUGCAUCGGCCAAACUCGGCUGGGCCAACGAAGGCUGACCAUGUUCCUCUACUGUAAGCCAGCACCGUACCUGGCGGGGGUCGCCACCGGCCUGUUCAAACGCAUGCGAUGGAACGUGGAGAGAACCGCUUACAGUGCCGAGAAGGACCCUGAGACAGAGUACUACUUCCUGUGCUACGAGGACAUUCCCAACCCAUACGCAGACUUGGGUGUAGACGUGGUCAGCUGUGAUUCCAGUGUGUUGCGGAUGUGGUCCAUUGGUCAGUGGGUGCAGGUGAAGCCUGAUGUCAACACAGAGGACAUCUCUGACUGGAUCACAUGUGAUGUUCCUCAAGCUGCCUUCAACAAGUUGUUGUUUCUGGGCAGCAAAGAGCCAUCGAGCUGCAUAGCCACAGAUCACCUGAUGCAGAUGCUCAUGUCCCAGCAGGAUGAGUAAAACCCACGCUGUUAUUUUGCACUGAAUCGGCACACCCUGCUUCGUGAUACGGGCCCUGUCCCAGUGGUUGCCUUGUGCCUGUUUUAACUAUACCAACGUUGCCUUUUAAGUGUUGUGUGUUUUCGGACAAACUUUGUUCACUCUUUAAGCCAGUUGGAUUUACCAAAUGAUUUUUUUUUUCAUGCCACAAUCUCGUGGUUUGUUCCAUUUGCAAGCAUUUGUCGUAUAGAAAAUUAGUAUAGUAUGUGUGUAAAUUAUUCAUAUUUGUUUUAUUGUCCUCAAUGUUUCAAAAUGUAACUACUCAUUUUCUAAGGGUUUGUAAA
Molecule: messenger RNA, 1369 nt
Organism: Dunckerocampus dactyliophorus (ringed pipefish)
Lineage: Eukaryota; Metazoa; Chordata; Actinopteri; Syngnathiformes; Syngnathidae
Gene: c6h19orf67
Product: chromosome 6 C19orf67 homolog
Exons: 8
Coding region: 213-1046 (277 amino acids)
Source: RefSeq, a predicted model, not a curated record